AUGAGCACCCUACGACACGGGCUUCGCUGCGCCUUCCAGAAGCCAGUGACCGCAAGACCAGCGGUUCUCGAACGACAACAUGUUUUCUCGUUGACAGCCUCGACGGCAAUACGAACACACACACGCUCUCACGGCCGUUCUCCAUUGCCGUCCAUACGCUUUACAAGUCGCACUGCAUCCCGUUCGCCGUGCCACUACUGGCUACCCCUUCGCACUGUAUCACCACGCACAACCACUUCUCGACCUCGCCUCUCGUACACCUACUCCACUCGCGCGCAAGUCCGCACUUUCUUCUCCGCAUCGUCCGUCACCACCCAGUAUGUCGACCUUCCUCCCGACUACAACGACGCCGAAGGCCUUCCGUUCCGCCGCCGCGGCGACCUCGAGCCCAAGGAGGUCGCCGAGGUGUUUGGUCCUGGCAUGAGCCCGGUCGCCGCCAACACCCUCUUGCGCAUCCUGCACGGCCGCCGGGUCGCCGGCACGCUCGACGAUCCGUCUCUCCGAGUCAAUACGGCACGCUUCCCGCCAGCCGAGAUCGAGACCGCACUGGCCUACCUGCGCCGGACGACCCCCGUCGACGAGCUGAUCAACGCAGGCCUGCGAGCCGAGGACGAGCUGGCCACCAUGGAGCGCGAGCAGGCCGAGUGGCUUACCAAGACGGAAGCAGACGAACAGGCCUACGUCGAAGCCCACUCGAAAGAGGAGGGUGACGGCCAGGACCAGAAACCGGCAACGCGCCCGCUCAGCGCCAGUGAAACCAAGUGGCGUUCCCGCCUGUUCCGCGAGGUGCCGAAAGACGAUGUGUACGGUGUGGGCGCCUUUGACGCCAUCCGCGCCCGCAACCGCGCCAAGAACGAGAUCCGCGAGCGCCAGCGGCAAGAGGCCGAGGCCGCCCGGCGAGCCGAGCAGGAGAAACUAUGGGCGGAGCAGGCCGCCAAGUCGCGCGACUUGGUGGGCCCGGAUGGCGCGCCCACUGUGGGCGUGCCCGGUGUGGCCCGCGAGAUGAGCCCGCGGACGAAGCAAUAUGCGCUGGCCGCGACGUCGCCGCUGGAAGCGCCGCCGACCAUGUCCCAUUGGCAGCGCCUGUGGCCGUCGUACGCAACUGUGCUUGCGCUAGUGCUUGGCGGCGGCCUUGUCACGCGCUACUUGGAAGCCAGCGGCACGGACACGGCCAGCGCAGGCCGCCUGUUCCCGUCGAUUUCGCCCUCUGCCGCCACCGUCCUCACAAUCAUCGGCGCCAACGUCGUCGUCUUUGCUAUGUGGCGCGUCCCGCCGCUGUGGCGUCUGUUCAAUCGCUACAUGAUCGUGGUGCCGGCGACGCCACGGCCGCUCAGUUUGCUCGGCGCCAUGUUUUCGCACCAAAAGGCGGGCCACUUGCUGGCCAACGUCGUUUUCCUUUGGUUCAUUGGCACGCGGCUGCAUGACGAGAUCGGCCGGCCGGCUUUCUUGCAGGUGUACUUCUCCUCUGGCCUGGUGGCCUUCUUAGCGAGCCUCACGAACAUUGUGCUGCGCAACAACCUGCACCUUACGACGCUGGGCGCGUCAGGCGCCAUUUACGGCAUCGCCGCAGCAUACUUUAUGCUGCACAAGUUUGAGGGCUUCAAGAUCCUGGGCCUGCCGCCCGACCCGUACACCGGUAUCCAGGGUCUCGGGUUCAUUGGCCUCAUGCUGGGCCUUAACCUGCUGACGCUGCGUGCUGAGAAACACGUCAUUGAUGUCGUCACGCAUUUUGCCGGCAUAGCUGCUGGCUCUGCCUUUGGCGAGUAUAUGCGAAUGCAGAAAGAAGAGACACACAAGGCGGCUGCCGAGGGUCGCCCGCCACGAAGCGUGUGGGAGCUGAUGUUCUCCGACAGCACGCCGGCUGUCAUUUCUGCUGAUGAGCGGCAGCAAGAAAGCAACACAAAACCAUAG
This is a messenger RNA of Sporothrix schenckii 1099-18, 1911 nucleotides long. RefSeq names its product rhomboid-like protein. The coding region runs from base 1 to 1911 and encodes 636 amino acids. The record is from RefSeq and is a predicted model, not a curated record. Gene Ontology annotation, cellular component: membrane. NCBI's taxonomy places the organism in Eukaryota, Fungi, Ascomycota, Sordariomycetes, Ophiostomatales, Ophiostomataceae. The transcript has a single exon. Gene Ontology annotation, molecular function: serine-type endopeptidase activity.